This is a messenger RNA of Mugil cephalus (flathead mullet), 2474 nucleotides long. RefSeq names its product kinesin family member C1 (gene kifc1). Gene Ontology annotation, molecular function: microtubule binding; ATP binding; microtubule motor activity. Gene Ontology annotation, biological process: microtubule-based movement. Lineage: Eukaryota; Metazoa; Chordata; Actinopteri; Mugiliformes; Mugilidae. The coding region runs from base 127 to 2016 and encodes 629 amino acids. The transcript is spliced from 17 exons. The record is from RefSeq and is a predicted model, not a curated record.
GUAGCGUCUCGACCAAUCAGAGCGGCCCGUCCGAAGCGCCCACCAAAACAGUUCAAUUUCAAAUUCAAACGGUCGGAUACGGUGGUUUGAGGAGACGUACGGUUAAACUUGUCCAGUCAGAAGAGUAUGUCCCGCUUGCCAGUCAUGUCAAGCAAGAGGGUUCUCGCCAGCAGCAGCUCGGAGAAUUCCCAAGACCAUGCGCCUGCUCUGAAAAAGAUGCGUAAGGACCCAGAGCCCCACAAACCGCAGGCAGCGGCUACCAUCAUCUGUGGCAAGAGGCCUGUGGCAUCAACCAGGGCACCUCUUUCUCGGCCGGUCAGAGGAGCAGGAGCUGCCACGGUGGCCGUUGGUCCUUCCAGAGGUGUCUUGAAGCAAUCGAUAGCUUCUACUGCACCAAGAGGAGGCAAUGUCAAGGCGUCUGUUGGAUCUACAACCACAAAAACAGGUGGGACCGGGGCGCCCAAGCGUCACGCGUGGGACCUGAAGGGCAAGGUCAGCGACAUGGAGGAUAAAGUCCGUAACUACCAGACCAAGUUCAAAACCGCGAACCAAGAAAACGAGCUCCUGAAAGGCUCGGUGGCCCAGACCCAAGUCAAGGUCGCGGAGAUGGAAAAGCAACUGGAGCGACAGAGGAGCCAGCUCAGUGAAUAUGAGGAGGAGCUGAAGACGCUGUCAGAAGUUCGGACCGAGUUGGAGAAAGUCUCCACCGAUAAGAACUUUCUCCAGAAGGAGCUCACCAACCUGGAGGGUAAAUACAAGGUGAUGGAGACUCUGAGAGACAGUCAAGAGACCGAGCUUCAGACUCUAAAGAUGAAGCUGUCGGUGCAAGAGGCGACACUGGCUCGUCUGCAGACGAACCUCAGAGACGCAGAGGAAGAAGUCCGCUCUCUCAAAGACAUCGUGUCCCAGCAGAAGGACGAUCUUCACGCUGGUGAGAUGGAGCGCAGACGGCUCCACAACACCAUCCAGGAGCUCAAGGGAAACAUCAGGGUCUUUUGCAGAGUUCGCCCACUUCCCAGCGGAGGCGUCAGCGGGCACAUUCAGCUGCCCUCAGCUGACAACAAGACGAUCACGCUGGCCAAAACAGAAGAGUCUCACACAGGCAAAACAGCGGACACCCAGAAGAAUUAUAACUUCAGUUUUGAUCGUGUGUUUGGGCCUCAGGCUUCGCAACAGGAGAUUUUCGAGGAGAUCUCUCUGCUGGUGCAGUCUGCGCUGGACGGCUACAACGUGUGCUGCUUCGCCUACGGCCAGACAGGAAGCGGCAAGACGUACACCAUGGAGGGAGACACGUACGACGAGGCCAGAGGCGUCAUUCCUCGGGCCGUGCAGCAGAUCUUCAAAGCGGCAGAGAAGCUGGAAGCACAAGGAUGGGAGUUCACCUUCACUGCAAGUUUUGUUGAAAUUUACAACGAGACCCUGCGGGACCUCCUGUACACGGGCAAAGCCAGCAAGAGGCCCGAGCACGAGAUCCGCAAGUCGAGCAACAACGAGGUGACGAUCACCAACCUCACCUACGAAAACGUCUCCAACGAGGAUCAGGUCCACGGGCUGAUCGCUUUGGCCAAUCAGAACCGCUCCACGGCCCAGACGGCCCAGAACGACCGCUCAUCGCGCUCCCACUCAGUCUUCCAGCUUGACAUUCAGGGAGUUCACGCUGGCAGAGAUGUCAAAUGCAAAUCCACUCUGUGCCUGGUGGACCUGGCAGGAAGUGAGCGCAUGUUGAAGAGUCAGUCUCAGGGCGAGCGCUUCAAGGAGAUGACGGCCAUCAACGGCUCCCUGUCCAACCUGGGCAUCGUCAUCGCCGCUCUGGCCAACAAGGAGAGCUACGUGCCGUACAGGAACUCCAAGCUAACCUACCUUCUGCAGAGCUGCUUGGGUGGAAACAGCAAAACCCUGAUGUUUGUGAACGUGGCCCCAGAGCCAGACAGCUUUGGGGAAACCCUCAACUCCUUGAGGUUUGCCAGCAAGGUGAAUGACUGCGUGAUUGGAACUGCGAGUGCCAACAGGAAGUAGAUGAUUUAAAGGAGUGUUUUGUUUAUUGUAGGGUUUUUUUUCUACUUUUGCCGUUAUUUUCAUGAUGGUAGUUUAACUGUUUCAUAAACUUUCAGCUGUCACGUUGAAACAUUUAGUAACAGACACUUCUGCUAAUCUGCAAGAACCAAAAAAACUGUUGUAUAUUCUCAGGUGAUUCAUCACUAACCAUUAAUUCAGGCUUUUAAAAAAAAUCACAUUUUAUAUGUAAAUAAUAUGGGUGUGUAGCUUUUUUUCUUUUACUAUUUUUUUCUUCUUGAUGAAAUAAUUCUGUGACACAUUUAAUCUCCAUUUUACUCUUCUUUUAAUCUAACUCUUAGUUGUAACCUCAUGUUUUGUGUAACUUUAACAGUGACUGCAAAUAAAUGUAUAAUCACUGCCAGUGUCUUGUUUUUUUCUUAACUCUGGCCCGACGUGCUGUAAUAAUAAAGACAUUACAU